Closterium sp. Naga37s-1 is the source of this 3438-nucleotide messenger RNA. The record is from the annotation of a GenBank genome assembly. NCBI's taxonomy places the organism in Eukaryota, Viridiplantae, Streptophyta, Zygnematophyceae, Desmidiales, Closteriaceae.
AUGACAGCCGGGGGAAGGAAAUGCUCCGCCACACGGACGAGCUUGCGCCUUUCCGCUGGUCCUCCAGGUGCGCCCGCCCCCCUCGCCACUGCGCCGCUGCUAAGGGUUCCCCCCAUUCUCCUUGCACUUGCACUCGUCCCCUUCACCUCCCCACCUUUUCUCCGGCCACCCACCCCCGCCGGCCCCUCCUCCCCCCGUCUGCCUCUCUCUCUCUCCGUUCGUUUCGGUCUGCCUUGCGCUGCUCACCUGCAGAACCAUGGGACAGUGUUUAUGUUGUGCACGGCUCAUCUGCAGAACCGCCCGUGGCAAGCAGUGCACGCGUUCUAUGCCAGCCUGGCAGCUGGACACGUGGCGCUCUCCGAUUUGUGUGUGAGGGGGUACCUGAUGGGUAACCAGGUGCAGCUGGUGGUGGCAUUCAAUGGAGGGGCGUUCCACGGGUACCAGAGCCAACAGGGAGCAGUGACUGUGCAGAGAGAUGGAGCAUGGGAGGGGCGCAGCACGGUGCGGCUGGUGGUGGCAUACGAUGGAGGGGCGUUCCAUGGGUAUCAGAGCCAGCAGGGCGCAGUGACUGUGCAGAGGUAUGGUGCAAUGGUGUGCGGUGGUGUGAGUGGGAGACCCAUGCGUUUGUGGGAAGAGGGCAGCUGGUGGGGGGGAAGGUUCGGGAUGGAGGGGCGCAGCACGGUGCGGUUGGUGGUGGCAUACGAUGGGGGGGCGUUUCAUGGAUACCAGAGCCAGCAGGGCGCAGUCACGGUGCAGAGAAAGCAGCUGGGGAGAGCAGGGGCGACGGGUGAGAGUGGGAGGGGCGCAGCACGUUUGCUUGUGCCAAGAAUGCAGCUGGGGAGAGCAGGGGAACAGGGACGGGGAGUGUGGGAGGGGCGCAGCACGGUGCGGUUGGUGGUGGCAUACGAUGGAGGGGCAUUCCACGGGUAUCAGAGCCAGCAGGGAGAAGUCACGGUGCAGAGAAAGCAGCUGGGGAGAGCAGGGGCGACGGGUGAGAGUGGGAGGGGCGCAGCACGUGUGCUUGUGCCAAGAAUGCAGCUGGGGAGAGCAGGGGAACAGGGACGGGGAGUGUGGGAGGGGCGCAGCACGGUGCGGUUGGUGGUGGCAUACGAUGGAGGGGCAUUCCACGGGUAUCAGAGCCAGCAGGGAGAAGUCACGGUGCAGAGAAAGCAGCUGGGGAGAGCAGGGGCGUCGGGUGAGAGUGGGAGGGGCGCAGCACGUGUGCUUGUGCCAAGAAUGCAGCUGGGGAGAGCAGGGGAACAGGGACGGGGAGUGUGGGAGGGGCGCAGCACGGUGCGGUUGGUGGUGGCAUACGAUGGAGGGGCAUUCCACGGGUAUCAGAGCCAGCAGGGAGAAGUCACGGUGCAGAGAAAGCAGCUGGGGAGAGCAGGGGCGUCGGGUGAGAGUGGGAGGGGCGCAGCACGUGUGCUUGUGCCAAGAAUGCAGCUGGGGAGAGCAGGGGAACAGGGACGGGGAGUGUGGGAGGGGCGCAGCACGGUGCAGGUGGUGGUGGCAUACGAUGGAGGGGCGUUCCACGGGUACCAGAGCCAGCAGGGAGCAGUCAAGGUGCAGAGGCAGCUCGGGGGAGCAGGGGAGGGGCGCAGCACGGUGCAGGUGGUGGUGGCAUACGAUGGGGGGGCUUUCCACGGGUAUCAGGGCCAGCAGGGAGCAGUCACGGUGCAGAGGAUACCAUGUGGUGGUGGGAAGAAUGCAUUUGCAGGGAGCAGGGGGGAAGGGUGGGACUGGGAGGGUUGCAGCAACGUUCAGCUGGUGGUGUGUGGUGGGUUAUGGUAUGGCUGUGGGAUGAGGGCAGGUGGGGGUAACAGAGGCACAGGGUGGGACGUUUUGCAAUUUCAGCACCAUUUGAUCAAAGGAGUCGCAGCACGAGACAGGGAGAUUGGAGGGUGGGGCGGAGGGAGGUGUGUGGUGCUGGUGGUGUCGCAGCAACGUUCAGCCAGUGGGGCGCAGGGUGGGACUGGAAGGGCCACAGCACGAAACCAGGAGGAUGCAGGGUGGGUGGGGCUGGGAGGGUUGCAGCAACGUUCAGCCAGUGGUGUGUGGUGGGUUAUGGUGUGGCUGUGGGAUGAGGGAAGCUUGGGGGAGCAGGGGCGCAGGGUGGGUGCGACUGGGGGACUCGCAGCACGAGACCGGAAGGGGUCGAGGGUGGGUGGGAUUGUGAGCACGCUAGAAUCCGCCCUGGCCCCUUUCUGCGAGCACCACCCAAAGAAGCAGAAGGGGACGGCGAGAGGGCAGGGCAGCACUUUGCAUUCAGAAAUCACUCCUCCCUCCCUCCUUCCCCCUCUCCUCGCCCCUGCCCCCACCAGCACUUUAGAAUCCGCCCUGGCCCCUUUCUGCGAGCACCACCCAAAGAAGCAGAAGGGGAGGGCGAGGGGGCAGGGCGGCAGCAAGGCAUGGAAGGAGCGACGAGAGAAGAAGGGAGGGGUGAAGCGGACAGGGGAGGAGGGGCCGGAGGAGCAAAGGGAGGAGGGGCAGGAGAAGCGAAUGGAGGAGGGGCAGGAGAAGCAAAGGGAGGAGGAGCAGGAGAAUGGGGACUUGGAGAUUCUGAGGGGGGAGUGUGACAAGGGGGGUGGGCUGAAGGUUACAAGGGCAGCAGUGGUGGUGGCAGGGAGGACUGACAAGGGGGUGCAUGCAGCAGGGCAAGUGUGCGCCUUCCGUGAGUCUCUUUCUCUAUCAUCCCUCGAUAGCUUUGCUGUGUUGGGCUCUUUACACGCGGAAGCACCCCCUUGGAUCUCACAGCAGUCACUGCGGCUGUCAAUGCAGACAUGGAUUUCAUCUCAGUUUCCCUCGCUCCCUCUCUUCCGCCCCCUCCUCUCCCUUCCCUCUCUCCCAACCCCACCAGACACAUGGAAGCACCCCCUGGAUCUCACAGCGGUAGCUGCAGCUGCUGAUGCAAACAUGUGCUAUCAGCCCUCCCCCUUUUCCCCGCUCAUCCCUUCCCCUCCACUCCCCGUCCUCACCCCUCCCCUGCAAUCAGACACGUGGAAAGACCCCCUGGAUCUCACAGCAGUAGCUGCAGCGAGAGAGGCUAACACGUGGAAGGACCCUCUCGAUCUCACAGCAGUUGGCGCAGCUGUUGAUGCAGCAACAGAGGGCAGUUUAAGAGUUAUCAGCAUUUCCAAGAUUGCAUUGCCUGCUCCACUCUUCCCAGUUCUCAAUGUCUCUCCCUUUCCCUCCGUGACCCGCAGGUCCCUCGCUCCUUCCAUCCGUUCCUCGAUCCUUCCACCCUCAAUUCUCCGCUCGCUGGCGCCGAUACCUCUACCUGCUGCCGCUGCUGCCAUGGGAGGGAUGUGCUGCACACCCCUCCCACACGGCGGGAGCGGCGCUGGGCACACUGCAGUGGGAGGUGUGCAGUGCCGACUCGACAAGGCGGUGUGCCUGCGUUCAAAGACCGAAUGGAACAGGGAGAUCAGAGCUUGA